This is a messenger RNA of Penicillium olsonii, 1023 nucleotides long. The record is from the annotation of a GenBank genome assembly. Lineage: Eukaryota; Fungi; Ascomycota; Eurotiomycetes; Eurotiales; Aspergillaceae.
AUGGAGGGAAAGACUCAGGGAUACCAGCAACUACAGGCUGCAAAGCCUAGUGUCUCUGUCAAUCCGACGGCAAAGAAGCCGGUUGCCUCGUGGGUUCACCUGCUGGCAGGCGCGAGCGGCGGCUUCGCAACUGCGAUUGUAACAUCGCCCCUCGAUGUCUUGAGAACGCGCCUUCAAUCCGACUUUUAUCAAACCCAGAGCAACUCCACACCCCAACCGCAUCGCGGAUCAAAUCAUAAAACGAUACGAAUCAUAAGCUCGAUAUACCGCGCCGAAGGCUGGCGCGCCUUCUUCCGAGGUCUCGGACCGAGUGUCGCAGGCGUGGUCCCCGCAACGGCCAUCAAAUUUUACGUCUACGGCAACUGCAAACACAUUAGCGCCAAGCUUUUGGGUCGAGCGGAAGACUCUCCCCUUGUGCACGCUCAGGCAGCCAUCUGCGCCGGCCUUGCAACUUCAUCUGCGACCAAUCCGAUCUGGUUGAUCAAGACAAGACUCCAGCUCGAUAAGACAAAAACACAUGCCAGCGGGUCUUCGACUCGCCAAUACCGCAACAGCAUAGACUGCAUCAGACAAACUUUGCGCAAUGAGGGAAUACGCGGUUUCUAUCGGGGAAUGAGCGCAAGCUAUCUUGGCUCGGUUGAGACGGCGCUACACCUGGUGCUCUAUGAGCGUCUGAAGGUCGGCCUUCGUGACACAUUGAAGCCUUCUGAUGGUAAUUCAACUCCUCUUUGGACUGAGAUAUCACAUUGGAUUAGCACCAGUGGCGCCGCUAGCUCUGCAAAAUUAAUUGCGGGCUUGACCACUUACCCCCACGAGGUCAUUCGAACCAGACUGCGCCAGGCUCCUAUCGAGAAUGGCCGGGCCAAGUACACCGGUUUAUUGCAAUGUUUCCGAACCGUCGCCAAGGAAGAAGGCAUGGCGGGCUUAUACGGAGGCCUUGCGCCUCAUAUGCUGCGGUCCUUACCAUCGGCCAUCAUCACUCUUGGCGUCUAUGAAUUCGUCUUGAGGAUCACUGGGAGCUAG